AUGAUCGAAGACAGUUCAACUGCUGGGGAUGUCCCUGAGGAUACCAAUGUAAAGGCCCAUCCAACUGGGAGAACGGAUGAUGUUAACCACUUGCAAAAUGUAACUCAGGGCAGGGAGGGUGUGAAUGUCACCCCACAGACACUCCAAACUAAAGCAGAUACUGAUUUUUCAACAAAUGACAUUCUGCCAUUGUCUGGCAAGCUGCUUCUGCAACAGGAUCAGGUUGGGAUGCCUACUGCAAGGCCGAGGAAGGUAGUGAUUGAUCAAAGUGCCAAGAGCUGA
Messenger RNA from Ilex paraguariensis (yerba mate), 282 nucleotides. Lineage: Eukaryota; Viridiplantae; Streptophyta; Magnoliopsida; Aquifoliales; Aquifoliaceae. The record is from the annotation of a GenBank genome assembly.